CUGGCGCCUUGGCGGUUCCGACCAAAGGCGGCGCGGAAUCUGUAAACUGCCGGUGGCCCUGACGGUCUCCUGGACGGAGUAGUGUUACCCUGCCCCAUGGACGCCUCCUCUGGCCCGUGGAAUCCAGCCCCAGCUUCCAUCAGCAGCCCUCCCUUGCUGCUCCCCAUCCCGGCUAUCGUCUUCAUCGCUGUGGGCGUGUAUUUGUUGCUGCUGGGCCUAGUGCUGCUGACUAGACACUGCCUGCUGGCUCAGGGCUGCUGCACAGACUGCAGCUCCCCUUGCAGGAAACACACUGCCUCAGAGACCCAAGACUGUUGCUGGAGCUGCGCGGAAGCCUGUGACUUCCCCCUGCCUGGUCCAGCCCACUACCUGGAUGCCUGCUGCCCUCAUCCCAGCGAAGCUGGUUGGGCCCCUCGAUGCCCACCAUGCUGCCCAUUGUGUGACUGUGCCUGUGCCUGCCAGCUUCCGGACUGCCAGAGCCUCAACUGCCUCUGUUUCGAGAUCAAGCUCAGAUGAAGGAUGGGGAUGGGGGGCUUGUUCUUUGGGGAGUGGCCAGCCCCUAGGGCCCCCUUUGUAAUGGCCCUCAGGACACCACCUCCAGGCCGCUGGAACUACAGCUGGCAGGCCCAGCCUAAAUCCCCUCCGGAGCCUUGAAUGGAGGGUCUGGUUCCCUGCAGGACAGGGUUCUGAGAGCCCUUGGACAGCUGCAUUUCAGCUCCUUUGGAGGGCCUGAAAGAAAAGGGGCUGGUGUUCUGGCCAGUGCCCCUACCCCUCGCCCCCUCCGUCUCCCCCCUCUACCAUAUUUGUGAAGGUGAGGAUGCAGGACAUUGCUCACCCAGGCAACAAUAUGGGAAGGCUCUGCCAACCUGGAAUAUCAAGAUGUAGGGACAGCUAGCUACACCCUGCCUGUAGACACCCGGUUAUUUUAAGAGAUCCCAGACCCGAGAGUGAUUUCUCUUGACCACUGUAUUUUCAAGGAAGAGAUUCCUCUAAAGACCGGUGAGU
This is a messenger RNA of Mesocricetus auratus (golden hamster), 1005 nucleotides long. RefSeq lists its product as uncharacterized. Lineage: Eukaryota; Metazoa; Chordata; Mammalia; Rodentia; Cricetidae. The coding region runs from base 97 to 516 and encodes 139 amino acids. The transcript has 6 exons. The record is from RefSeq and is a predicted model, not a curated record.